AUGAAACUAACAACGCUUCCCGAAGUACUGAACUUCUACAGUUUGAAGAAACAGUAUGAGAAUGUGUGUUUUGAAAAUCCGUUCGGUACAGAAAUAGGUAAAGGAUGCUCACACUUUGUUCUUUCGCAUUCUGCAUUCAAGAAAGAAUGCGAUUUAACUGUUGAUAGUUUCUCGCCAUGGACUGGGAAAGGGUAUAAUACAAAAAGAGUGACUACAAAAUCCAUUUUUGUUAACCUCAACUACGAAAACGGUGUUUACUCUAAAACUUCUCAGCAAACCAAGUAUAAACUAAAAAUUAUAAAAAACAAUCAUGUGAGUUUAGAAGGUCUGAAACGUUCGAUUUACUGCUUCUAUCGUGAAGAUGUUAUUGUUGAACCGAUUUUGUACGUUUAUGAAUCACUGGCUCUCCAAUAUUCUGAUAGGACUAUUGAAGAACUGCCCUCUGAUCGUGUACUGUUCAAAAAAGCUCUUGAACAUAGAACCACCACUGCGGCGAGAACUUAUUUGAAGGAGCUUGGUUAUAAAACUACUAAUCGGCAGUUGACAAGUUUGAGCCGAAGUGUACCGACCCAUAUAAAAACAAAGAAGGGUUUCCAAACUCCUUUGGAUAUUCAAAAGAUUCUUGAUCGCUAUGUUGCAAAAGCUGAUUCGCAAGAGAUUUUGGCUCGUCCUGUUAUUGAGAGAGAUGGUGAUUGUUUGAAAGUUAGAAUCAUGGUUUGUUAUCCUAUUGCAAUUAAAUGUUUCGGUGCUGGCCUUCCUAUGAGGCUUGAAUUACAUGAACACGCUCAAGAUCUCCGAAAUGUUAUGAAAGGAUCUGACGCAGAGAUAAUGGAUUUCUUCCAGAAAAUCCUUUCCACAACCACUCCAAGUGGUAACAUACCAUGUAUCGGUAGUUCGAUUAUGGUUGAUACAACCUUUUCAUUGAGCAGUUCCGAAUAUGUUACUAUCAUGCUGGGGGUCAAUGAUAUUUUUAGGUCUAAACUUAGCAAAAAGAAUCAAUCUGUUAUUUUGGGGAUCAUGAUUCAUACACGAAAAGGGUAUGAAGAUCAUGAAGAUUUUGCAAACUUCAUGAACAACAAUUUAACGAAAUUUGCUAGUACGAAAUCAGUGGGGUUACUAAUUCAUGAUGGGGAAAUGAGCUUCAAGGCAUAUAAUACGGGCACAUUUUUAAAAGAUGCUGUACUUUUGCGUUGUGACGCACAUCGACUGGAAAACAUAAGGGAAGCUUUGCGGAAAGAUCCUCAGUUAGAUUUUGAAGAGCUUAAGUACAAGUUGUACGGAAAAAAGCAGCAGUUUCAAGGGUUGAGUGUUUUGCGAAAAGGCAUACUCCAAAAUUUGAGAAAAGAUGUUUUUGAUACUGAGUUCGACGAUUUGAUGGACGAUCUCGAAGAUGGUUACUUCAAAAAAUGGAUGAAAUCAAACAAAGAAAGCUUCUUUAGUCAUAAUUCCAUGUACUUCAAACUGCUAGGUGGAUGGCCGCAACAGUUUUUAACAACGAAUAUCAUAGAGUCAAGGAAUUGUUCGAUUAAAGGCAUUGUCUCACACAGAAAACCAGCGGAAAAACUUUUAGAAGAUUUUUUGAACUUACACAAGGAUGAGAUGAACGAAAGGCUGCUAUGCGUUAGUGGCAAAAUUUCCAAGUUAGAAUCCGAUGCAUCAUUCACAUUUAUGGAGUGGACAGGUUUAACAAUAGCUCAGCGUCGAAACCUAUUACACAGUUUUGGGUUGGAUGACUUACUUCCUCCUAACAUACUCGAAAACAUUCCUUUGUUCCUUUUACCAAGCAAAAAAAUUGAUCAAGAACAGUAUUGUAAAACUGGAGAGAAGCUCGCCGUGUUUAAUUUAGACGAGAAUUUUUUCGUUUUGAAUGUCGAAGACAAAUCUGAGUAA
Auanema sp. JU1783 is the source of this 1890-nucleotide messenger RNA. Lineage: Eukaryota; Metazoa; Nematoda; Chromadorea; Rhabditida; Rhabditidae. The record is from the annotation of a GenBank genome assembly.